AUUAAAAUGUGGCAAAUCAUAAUAGUUAAUGUAUUUAGUGAUGUAUCAUGCUUUGAACUUUAGCAAUAAUUAUGGAUUUGGUGAUGUUUACUUAAUUAAUAUGCAUGAAGAAAAUACUCAUCCUAUCUCACUUCCUUUUUUUCAAAAUAAAAUAUAUUAAUAGGUCAAACUUUUUUUUUUCUUUUUCUCACAAAUAAGUCUAUACUUUUCAAACUAUCUCAUACAUCAAUAAUAAUAAUAUUAUUUUUCACAAUUGUCCUCAAAUCCAUCUCCCUAUAUAAAGUUCAUCUUCAUACAUCUUUCAACCAUACAACCACCUCCUUCUACUCUCAUUAACUUCACAUACAAAAUGAAGCAAAGUAUAAACAAACUUAUCCUUAUCUUGAUUCUAGAUCUAUUCCUAGCUUUCAAUGCAAUAUUAGCAUUUCAAGAAGUUGAUGACGAGCGCGAGUUCACUUACGUCAACGAUAGCUCAACAGGGCCGGAACAAUGGGGAGAUAUUAAAGAAGAAUGGGGGAAAUGUAAGAACGGAACCAUGCAAUCUCCGAUUGAUCUUUUGAAUGAAAGAGUUGAAAUGGUUUCUCAUCUUGGCCAAAUGAAGAGAAAUUACAAGCCGUCUAAUGCUACACUCAUUAAUAGAGGUCACGACAUGAUGUUAAAAUGGAUAGACGGUGCCGGAACCAUUGAAAUUAAUGGAAUUGAUUAUGAGCUAAAACAAUGCCAUUGGCAUUCGCCUUCCGAACAUAGUCUUAAUGGAAAGAAGUUUGAUCUCGAGGUUCACUUGGUUCAUGAAAGUAAGAGCGGUAUGGUUGCGGUUAUUGGUAUCAUGUAUAAAUUGGGACGUCCAGACAAUUUCUUAUCUCAGAUAAAUGAACACUUGGGAAAGCUUAUAGAUGCCCUAGAGGUAGAGAAAGUGGUGGGGAUGAUUGAUCCGAGAACAAUUAAAAUUGGAAGUCGAAAAUAUUAUCGUUACAAGGGUUCUCUUACUGUUCCUCCAUGUACUGAGGAUGUUAUUUGGACGAUUGUCAAUAAGGUGAGGACUGUGUCAAGAGAACAAGUAAAACUGUUGCGAGACGCGGUUCAUGACAAAUCGAAGAGAAAUUCAAGACCAAUACAGUCAACAAACCAGAGGAAAGUAGAACUUUACAGACCAGAUGAUCAAGAGCAAAAUUAAUCUAAUAUUUAUAUAUGUUUGUAUUAUAUCAUAAAAUUAAAUAAAUAACUGUUUUACAGUUAUUUAGAAAUAGUUUAUGUUGAUUUCUAUUUACUGUUAAUUUGUUUUUAGCAUAAAAUUCCUAUAUUGAAGGACACAUUGUAAUAGUUUGAUUCCAGUUCAAUAAUACAAAGAUUCAUUCUUU
Messenger RNA from Impatiens glandulifera, 1358 nucleotides. RefSeq names its product alpha carbonic anhydrase 7-like. The transcript is spliced from 6 exons. NCBI's taxonomy places the organism in Eukaryota, Viridiplantae, Streptophyta, Magnoliopsida, Ericales, Balsaminaceae. Gene Ontology annotation, molecular function: carbonate dehydratase activity; zinc ion binding. The record is from RefSeq and is a predicted model, not a curated record. Bases 350 to 1174 code for a protein of 274 amino acids.